AUAGAGCUUCGUUAUAUUGUGGUAAAGACAUGCAGAAAGAUAGAGACUAGCUAGGAGGUAUCAAAGACGCGUGGUCCUUCAUCUUGCAAUAAUAUCACUGAUCAGAAGCAUCGUAUUUUGAUGACGAGUUCUCAACUUUCAUGCUCAAAUAGCCACGACGACGCAUCUAAUUUUACAACUUAAAAAUAUAUACACUUUUUUUUUUCUUUUUAAACAAA
Molecule: messenger RNA, 218 nt
Organism: Camelina sativa (false flax)
Lineage: Eukaryota; Viridiplantae; Streptophyta; Magnoliopsida; Brassicales; Brassicaceae
Source: RefSeq, a predicted model, not a curated record